AUGACAACAAAACAAAUUGAUUUGACAGAAAAUAAUAUAAAGGAUAGUUAAGAAAAGCAAGUGAGUGACUGUCCUCAGCAGAAAACUGGUUAGGAACAUCAUUCUGCUUUGCAAAAAAUAAAAGAAAGAUUGACACCACAUUUAAUUAAGAUAUUUAAUCAUAUUUAAGAAUAACCUCAUGAGCGUAAAGCCUUAGUUGUUUUAGGAGCAGGUGUAGUUUAUUUCUUCCUAGGAGUUUUUAGCAUUCAUUUUAAUUUAAGCAUGAUGAUGAUACUGGGAUCAAUCGGAUUUAUUGUGAUUUCUAAGAUUAAAAAAGCAAAAAAAGAAGGUAUAAUUAAUAAGGUUUCUCCUGGGCUUCGUACUCUUUUAUUGAAGAGAUCUAUUUUCGAUAUCCUUUGUGAUUUAUGGUACUUCCCAAUUAUUCCUAAAUAUUUAAAAGCUAUUUUUGGGCCUUUCAUUUUCAAAAAGGAUCCUGAAGUCACUGUGAAAAAUUUUGACUAGCUUCAUCCUAAAUUUAAAUAGCUUGUACUCACUAAGGGUAUGAUCAACGUUCUUCCUGCUGCCUUGAAAAACUUCCUUCUACCUGAAAAUUUACUUGAUAUUAACUCUGACUAAGUCAAUGAUUCUGAUGAGAACUCUGGAAACGAGCAUGGAUAGCAAGUUUCUGCAGCUAAUUUGAGUACCCGUGAUAAUUCAGAUACUUCUAGUAAUGGGUAACAAAGCAACAUACCUUAUUUAAAAGAAAGAAACUUCGUUCACUAUGCUAUUGAAGAACUCAAUAAAAAUGUGUUGUAAAAAAACCAAUAAUAAAAAACCCAACAAUAGCAUGCUCCAGGAACAACUGAGCUCGUUAUAUGCAGCUAAGAUGUAUAAAAUUAGAUUAAAAGAGAAAAAUUAUUAAAAUAUUUGUAAGGAAAUGUCCAAGAAAAAUAUUACAAGGCUCACCACUAUCAUUUUGUUAAAGCUAAUAAAGAAAAAAACAGCUCUUUCUCAUAAGAUCCUCGUCUAUUUUUACUGAAAUUCUUACAAGGAUCCAAGCAUGUCUCUGAAAAAGAAAGAAAAAAUUUAAAGAAAGCCCUAUUUUUAGCCAGCAUCGUAUUGGGAACUCAAUUAUAUUUCUCAAAGCAAUCUCGUCAUUGGCUUAAAUAUACUGUGUUGUUCAUGAUUUACAUGACUGCUAUUACCGUCAGCGCUGGAUCAUUUGUACUUCUUAGCAAACACAAAAAAGCCUCUAAAAAAAUAACCAAUGAAACUAGUCCUCCUUAAGAAGAAGAAAUAUGA
Molecule: messenger RNA, 1281 nt
Organism: Tetrahymena thermophila SB210
Lineage: Eukaryota; Ciliophora; Oligohymenophorea; Hymenostomatida; Tetrahymenidae
Product: transmembrane protein, putative
Exons: 1
Source: RefSeq, a predicted model, not a curated record